GGUUAAAAUCUAUGAUGAAUCUCCUAAAAUAAUGUAAACCAAUAAAUAGCAAGGAGGGAAAAGGCAAAAAUGUUUCUUACUUAAAAUAAUAAGUUGGCUGCUUGUGGAACUUAGAUGACACUUGUCUAAACAAAAUGGCGUUUCACAGAGUUCUUACUGUUCUAUUUAUAUUGUACAUCGCUGAUUGCCUUCACGCACAAGGUUUCAAGCCUGCUGGACAGAUAACUCAGGAAUGCUUGGAUUGUAUUUGUGAGGCUUCGUCUGAUUGCGUAGAAGACAUUGGAUGCGUGAACGAAGAUCCUGGUCAAUAUUUUUGUGGCCCCUACUACAUUUCGUAUGCUUAUUGGAGGGAUGGUGGAAGUCCAGGAGAGAACUCAGAGGAUCCUUUAGAUUUCGAGAAGUGCUUGACACACAGGAAAUGUGCAGAGGCAGCCAUCAGGGGCUACAUGCAGAAAUGGGGCCAGGACUGUGACGGUGACCAACAGAUCAAUUGCUUCGACUGGGCCAGGCUGCACAAAUCCGGCCCCGAAGCUUGCAACUCCACCUGGACGCUGAAUUCCAGUUACUGGUCGAAAUUCAUUGCUUGUUACCGAUAUACAUGAUGCAGAGUUAUCUGCACUUUGUAUAAAGAAUAAAAUUUACUACAGGGU
Uloborus diversus is the source of this 650-nucleotide messenger RNA. RefSeq names its product invertebrate-type lysozyme 6-like. The record is from RefSeq and is a predicted model, not a curated record. Bases 135 to 602 code for a protein of 155 amino acids. Lineage: Eukaryota; Metazoa; Arthropoda; Arachnida; Araneae; Uloboridae. The transcript has 4 exons. Gene Ontology annotation, molecular function: lysozyme activity.